CUGGCACAUCUAUUAGUGAGUCUAUUAAUCUGCUGUACUGUAGGGGGACCUCAAGUACAACCACAGAACAUCACAGAGUACAGCGACACUCCCACCUGUAACUCUUCACAUCUCUGUUGUUACGUCACACCUCCCAUCACACAGACUGACAGUGACUCUGGUCUCUAAGUUCAUGUUGCUCACAACACAAUAAUGAUCACAGCUGGUCUGAUCAAACUCUCUGCAGCCGCUCUGCUCUGGAUUGUAGGUCAAAGCGAUGGGAGUGAUGUCACCCAGACCCCUCUGCUGUGGAAGGACGAGGGUCAGUCUGCCACAAUGAAAUGCAGUCACACUAAGGAGAGUUCAUAUCGGCAGAUGUACUGGUACAGACAGCUGCCAGGGGAGGGAAUGAAGCAAAUCGUUUUUACAACUGCAUACAGCAAGCAUGAAUAUGAGAGUGGCUUCAGUGAGGACAAAUUUCCAGCAACAAAGAACGAUUCUCAGACUGGAUCUCUGACAGUGGAGAAGCUGCUGCCUGAGGACAGUGGAGUGUAUUUCUGUGCUUGCACUGUGAACACCAAUACAGAGGCUUACUUUGGUGGAGGAACAAAGUUAACUGUUUUAGAAAAAGACCACGAGAUCACUGCACCAACAGUGAAAGUCCUUCAUCCUUCAGCAAAAGAGUGUAAAAACAAGAGAGGCAAUGCGGAGAAGACCAUUGUAUGUUUGGCCACUAGAUUCUACCCAGACCAUGUCAGUGUGUCCUGGCAGGUCGGUGGAGAAGACGUCACCACUGGUGUGGCGACUGACAACGCUGCCCUGCGGAGGGAGGACAAGUAUUACACAAUCACCAGCAGGCUGAGGGUCUCUGCCAAAGAGUGGUACGACCCCAACACUGAAUUCAAGUGCACUGUCAGCUUCUACAAUGGGACAGAAACAACACCAUACUCAGAUUCAAUUUUUGGAGACAAAGCUAAAGAAGGUGUCCUGACAAGAGAGAAAUAUCUGAAGAUCACACAGGCUGCCAAACUCUCCUACGGUGUUUUCAUCGUCAAGAGCAUGGUCUACGGAGUCUUUGUGGCGUUCCUGGUGUGGAAGCUUCAGAAUUCGAGUGGAAAGCGGAACCACUGAGAGCUGAGCUGAGCGGAUGCAUUCUGGGAAGUCGAAAAUGUUUUUGUAAAUAAGCGCUGAACUUUGUAUGUUAUAGUGUAUUUGCAUUCUGCUAAAAUAGAUGAACAGUCAUGUGCAUAUUCUUGUUAAAGGGUAACUUCGGUAUUUUUUUGACAGGCUCAUAUUAUGAUUAGAAGUGUCUGACAACAUUAUAGAUAGGAUCCCUGCAGAGAUAGACCUUUUUGUUAGAGAGUAAGAUCAUUUUUAACUAAAAACAGCCUCAAAAUCGCUAUCGUCAAAACCAGCCAGACUCCAUUCAAAUAAAUAGUAAUUUUUGCAUGUACAGAGGCAGCAUAUAUUCAUAUAUAACUCUGUGAAUUGAAGGUUUGUUUCUACCAAACUAGAGUUGGUGAUUGCAGAACAGUGGAAAGACGAACCACAAUAAAUUUUCUGAGUUUGAUUUGGUUUCUGUUGGCUUUGAAUAAAGUCCGUUGUACAAUGAUAAAAUUACAGUUUAUUUAAAUGGAGUCUGGUGGGUGUGACGAUAGUGGUGUUUCUGUUUAAACAAAAAGGAUUUUACUCUAAUCUCUGUAGGGAACCUUUCCAUAAGUUGUCAGACACCUAUACUACCAAUCUGAGCCUGUCAGUGGCAAAAACAAGCACUUUAAAUAGACUCAAAUUGCUGGUGCACAAUUGCCCAAUACUGUUACAUUGCAGCCUGUUUCGUCGCUGCUGGUUGCUCACUCUUGCUCAAUAUUAAACCAAUUUCAAGAAUUGUUGUUCCCAUCAGUCACUUAGACUCAAAAGCAUGGAUAUAUAAAGUCCAGGUUGGAAAAUACUGAAUUUGCCCUUUAAGUUAUAACUGACAUGUAGAUAUGUUGACAUCACAUUUUCAUAAAUACUUCUGAUAAUAAUUUGUGGUUUGUGGUUGCAAAUUGCUUGUUUGCUUAAUUUGCUUCUCAAUAAAAGUGUUUCAGAGGAUCAAA
This is a messenger RNA of Epinephelus lanceolatus (giant grouper), 2075 nucleotides long. The record is from RefSeq and is a predicted model, not a curated record. NCBI's taxonomy places the organism in Eukaryota, Metazoa, Chordata, Actinopteri, Perciformes, Serranidae.